AUGCCAAAAGAAGUAAACACGGAACCUUUGGUUGAAGGUAAACCUAAACCAUGUUGUGUCUGUCUUCCUGAAAAAGAUGAACGUGAUCAGUGCAUUCUAUUCAAUGGCCAAGACUCUGACAAAUGCAAAGUGUUUAUUCAAGAGUAUCGCAAGUGCAUGGAGUCUCAUGGCUUCAAGAUCUAG
Torulaspora delbrueckii is the source of this 183-nucleotide messenger RNA. It is a transcript of the gene COX17, whose product is annotated as copper metallochaperone COX17. Bases 1 to 183 code for a protein of 60 amino acids. Gene Ontology annotation, biological process: mitochondrial respiratory chain complex IV assembly. Gene Ontology annotation, molecular function: copper chaperone activity; copper ion binding. The transcript has a single exon. Lineage: Eukaryota; Fungi; Ascomycota; Saccharomycetes; Saccharomycetales; Saccharomycetaceae. Gene Ontology annotation, cellular component: mitochondrial intermembrane space. The record is from RefSeq and is a predicted model, not a curated record.